GCUAUGUUUGCUGUCCCAAAAUUAAAGCGACGCGAGCUGUCAGUGACAUUUGCAAUCGUUUGAGUGUUUUGCGUUGGUUUUGCGUGUUUUUUUUUCCCUGGAAAAUCACUGUGAGAAGGUCACGAAAAUGAGUGCUUACGAGGAAGGAUCAGGCGCUGAUGACAUCAGUGAAGAUGGACAAGUGAGAUCUCCGGAUAAUAACGAUGAAAGUUUUGGCGAGGCCGAGGGCACUGAGGACUCCCUGGACAUCAAACCGCCGCAGGCAACGCGUCAUCCGGGGCGCAUUCGCGACAAGCGGCGAGAGUACAAGGAGAAGCGUCAUAUGAGGGAUCAUCGCCACAGAUCCGGACAUGAGCGUCCGGAGAGGCACGACAGACGCCACAGCGGCCACCACGGCAGGGGCGAGUAUCACCACCAGCCGCCUAGGAGGCAUGACGAGAGGAAGCACUACGGGCGGCCAAGGGAAAUGUACAGGAAGCCGCGCAGUCCAGAGAAGUCUGAGGCGGACAGAAUGCUGGAGGAUUUGCGGAGUCACUUGCUGAGCAAGCGCAACAAAAUGGAGGCGGAAAUGGCCAGGCGGGCGCCCAAGUAUCAGCACCAGGAGAAGAGGCAACUGCACGAACGCAGGCGAGAGCAUCGAGAGCACCGACGGAAUGUGGAGGACAUCGACAGUCCGGAGAACUACGGAGACCAGCAGCCGAGCGGCUCGGGGCGGCCGAGGGAGCGCUACGAGGACCCGGAGCAGGCGGCCAGGAAGGCGAAGUUGCUGGAGAUCGACAGGGAGACGAGCAGGCGAAAGGAGCAGGCGCGGGAAGAGCUCAGAGCGCGCCGGGAGAUGCACAGGGAAGAGCGCAGGGACGAUACAAAGCACCACCGGCACGAGGACGAUGGCUCAGUGGUGCACAAGAGGCGGAAGUUGGCGCCGGAGAGUGAGGAGCAAGUGAUCACGGUGUCGGACAAGUCCGAGGAGAGCGACUCUGAGUCGGACAGCAGCGAGAGCUUCGAGGACUCCCAGAACUCCGAUGAAGACGACGAGGACAUUCCCAACAGUCCUCUGUCCGUGGGCGAUCUGUCAAAGUCCGAGCACAGGCAUAGAAACUCCUCGCGGAACAGCUCCAAGUCGAAAACUCAAUCUCCCGGAUCAGCUUCCGGCUCGCCGUCCGACGGCAGCGCAUCGGGCAGUUCGGAUUCCGAGGCGCCCGGCAGCAGGGCGUCCUCCAGAAGUCCCUCGAAGCGCGAGCGAGAUGCCCAGAUCUUCCAAGAGGAGGACGAGCAGCCAGAGAAGCCCCCGGAGAGCGCCCCAGAGGCGGAAAAUGCCGUUGCGGAGGAGAAGCCAAACCCGGCCGAUGAUCUGCCGUCGUACUUUCCCGCGCUGCAGGGCUGUCGCUCAGUGGAGGAGUUCCAGUGCCUGAAUCGCAUCGAGGAGGGCACGUAUGGGGUGGUGUACAGGGCCAAGGACAAGCGCACGGAGGAGAUUGUGGCGCUGAAGCGGCUGAAGAUGGAGAAGGAGAAGGAGGGCUUCCCCAUCACAAGUCUGCGCGAGAUCAACACGCUGCUGAAGGGACAACACCCCAACAUCGUGACGGUGCGCGAGAUCGUGGUGGGCAGCAACAUGGACAAGAUCUUCAUCGUGAUGGACUACGUGGAGCACGACCUCAAGAGCCUCAUGGAGACGAUGAAGCACAAGAAGCAGGCCUUCCUGCCCGGUGAGGUGAAGUGCCUCACGCAGCAGCUGCUGCGCGCCGUGGCGCACCUGCACGACAUCUGGAUCCUGCACAGGGAUCUCAAGACCUCCAAUCUGCUGUUGUCUCACAAAGGCAUCCUCAAGGUCGGCGACUUCGGCCUGGCGCGCGAGUACGGCUCGCCGCUGAAGCCCUACACGUCCGUGGUGGUGACGCUGUGGUAUCGCGCCCCGGAAUUACUGCUGGGCUGCAAGGAGUACUCGACGCCCAUCGAUGUGUGGUCCGUGGGCUGCAUCUUCGCCGAGUUCCUGGCCAUGACGGCGCUCUUUCCCGGCAAAUCCGAGAUCGACCAGCUGAACAGGAUCUUCAAGGAUCUGGGCACGCCCAAUGAAAAGAUCUGGCCGGGCUACGGCGAACUGCCGGCGGUGCAGAAGAUGACAUUCACCGAGUAUCCCGUGUCGCAACUGCGCAAGAAGUUCGCGCAUCUCACCAGCGAGCUGGGCCUGUCGCUGCUGCAGGGACUACUCACGUACGACCCGAAGCAGCGCCUGACGGCGGAGCAGGCGCUGAAGAGCCACUACUUCAAGGAGCUUCCGCUGUCCAUCGAUCCGGCCAUGUUCCCCACGUGGCCGGCCAAGAGCGAGCUGGGCGUGCGGAAGGCGCUGGCCAGCAGCCCCAAGCCGCCAUCCGGUGGCGGUCAGUUCAAGCAGCUGGGCGAGGACGGAGCGGACAACCCGUCGGGCUUCCACCUGGGCGGCAGCCUGCUGGAGUCCCGCCAGCUGGCCAUGGGCCCGGGAUUCAGCCUAAAGUUCUAAAAUACACAUUC
Phlebotomus argentipes is the source of this 2508-nucleotide messenger RNA. It is a transcript of the gene Pitslre, whose product is annotated as serine/threonine-protein kinase PITSLRE. The transcript has 3 exons. The coding region runs from base 128 to 2497 and encodes 789 amino acids. The record is from RefSeq and is a predicted model, not a curated record. Gene Ontology annotation, cellular component: nucleus. NCBI's taxonomy places the organism in Eukaryota, Metazoa, Arthropoda, Insecta, Diptera, Psychodidae. Gene Ontology annotation, molecular function: ATP binding; cyclin-dependent protein serine/threonine kinase activity. Gene Ontology annotation, biological process: protein phosphorylation; regulation of mitotic cell cycle.